Molecule: messenger RNA, 1228 nt
Organism: Solea senegalensis (Senegalese sole)
Lineage: Eukaryota; Metazoa; Chordata; Actinopteri; Pleuronectiformes; Soleidae
Product: ephrin-B2a-like
Exons: 5
Coding region: 143-1117 (324 amino acids)
Biological process (GO): axon guidance; ephrin receptor signaling pathway; blood vessel morphogenesis
Cellular component (GO): plasma membrane
Molecular function (GO): ephrin receptor binding
Source: RefSeq, a predicted model, not a curated record
AGUGGACCUCUCUCUUUCUCCCUCUCUCUCUCUCUCUCUAUGCUGUUUGGUCAGCGCGUGCACCGGCUGCCUGGAGACAUGACGCACCGUGGACACUUUUUGAACCGUUUCCAUGCUGUCGUGUUAUGAUACUGAGUGAGUGAUGGGGAGGCGCACAUGGAGGAGCAGCGAUGUCCUCGUCGUCCUGCUGCUGCUCGUCCUGUGCCGGGGUCGCGCCGGUGCCGCCACUCUGGAGUCCAUCCACUGGAGCAACUCUAACCCACAAUUUGCUCCAGGUCAGGGUCUGGUCCUGUAUCCUCAGAUCGGGGACAAGAUGGACAUCGUGUGUCCUCGGUCAGACGCCUCCUCCGGCGGGAAAGAGGAGUUCUACAGGGUUUACCUGGUCUCCAGGAGCCAGAUUGAGAGCUGCGCCGUGGAUAAAACGGACACGCCCCUGCUGAACUGUGACAAGCCUCACCGGGACGUCAAGUUCACGUUCAAGUUUCAGGAGUUCAGCCCCAACCUGUGGGGUCUGGAGUUCCUCAAGGGGAGGGACUAUUAUAUCACCUCCACAUCCACAGGUUCUCUGCAGGGUCUGGACAACACUAAAGGAGGAGCUUGUCGAACACAAUCCAUGAAGCUGGUGCUGAGAGUCGGCCAAAACUCCUCGGAUCCUCCUUCCACGCUGCAGGAGUCUCCCACCAGAUUCCCGCCCAUGAGACCAAAGUCAAAGGCCAAGGACUCUUCUGUGAAAGAACACGAUGCAGGACAGACGAACCCCAGUGACUCCGAGACGCGGCGCCUCGUGUGGAUUCUCUCCGUCGGCGCGCUCGUCCUCCUGCUCGCCGUCGUCGUGCUGGUUCUGCUUUGGAGGCACCGGCGGCGCCACUGCGUCCCGGGGAGCCAGCGGUCGGCCUCCGUGUCGCUCAACACUCUGGCCGCGCCCAAGCGGGACAGCGUCAGCAGCGACAACAACGGCUCGGACCGCAGCGACGUCGUCUUCCCGCUGCGGCCGUCUGACGGCAUGAUCUGCCGACACUACGAGCGCGUGACCAGCGGCGACUACGGGCCGCCCGUGUACAUAGUUCAGGAGGUCACGCCCACGUCGACACCCACCAACAUUUACUACAAAGUUUAACGGUCAUGAUUUCCACGCGCCUCGGGCUACAUACGUACACAUGACUACGUUUUCAUUUUGUGGUUCCCAAAGACUGGGUCGGGACCCACAGAUGACGUCACAUUUUAGUAU